Molecule: messenger RNA, 1268 nt
Organism: Carlito syrichta (Philippine tarsier)
Lineage: Eukaryota; Metazoa; Chordata; Mammalia; Primates; Tarsiidae
Gene: MPZL1
Product: myelin protein zero like 1
Exons: 3
Coding region: 589-1038 (149 amino acids)
Cellular component (GO): membrane; focal adhesion; cell surface
Source: RefSeq, a predicted model, not a curated record
UCUCCCACCCUACUCCAAAGCUUAAGUGGUUUUGUUACCUUGGCCAUUCUUUGCUGGGUUCACCCAAACUGGGAUAAUAAGUGUUGACAACAAAAUAUAUCAGCAGUAAAGGAACGUAGACUUCCUUUUUGUUUCUGGCUUCUCAGUUGGAACACAUUUUGGCAUAGGAUAUAUAUCUAAUUGAAAGACCUUCUCUCUUCCCCACUCCAGCUGGAAAGCUAACCAUGUAAGCUAUGUAGAACUCAUGUGGUAAGACUGGGAGUGGAGGCUGGAUCCAAGCUGAUGUAGCACGAGCAGUGUCAAGGUGCACAGAAGCUAACUUUAACGCUCCUGAAGAGACUGAUCUGAGAGGAGUUUGCAUGCCUUGAGCUCUCUUGCUGGUGGAUGGUGGGAACCUCUUUGGGCUCUGCUGAUCUAGAGUUCUUAUGAGUGCUGUGCUAACAAGUUUGAGGGUUCAAAUUCAGAUACUACUUGCUUGUAAUGCUUCUGUUCUACUGACUGUACCUGCCCCCUUGCAUGGUGAGUGUUUUAUGAUUAAAUGUAGCUGGACUGUUGAUUUUCAGCACGAGACUAAUCUGAUGUGGUUACAUGCCAGCCUUUGCAGUUCUUGCUUUGGGGUUAAUGAAGGGGCAGGAAGGUGGCCUUGAAAUCCUGCAUGGCAUCGAGAAUGCUGCUCUUCUUACUUUGGUUUUUUUCCUCCUCCCCUGCCUUUUCACCUUGGUGUGCUGGGAUCAGAUCCUGCUUGUCUUCCACUUCUUAAGAAAAGCUGACAUAGAAGACACAUUGGGACUAAACAGGGCUGGGGCUCCUCCUCCACUCCCACUAGACACAUGCUGCAGUACAUCAGAGAGUUUGUCACCAGUUAAGCAGGCUCCACGGAAGUCCCCCUCCGACACAGAGGGUCUAGUAAAGAGUCUGUCUUCUGGAUCUCACCAGGGCCCAGUCAUAUAUGCGCAGUUAGACCACUCUGGCGGACAUCACAGUGACAAGAUUAACAAGUCAGAAUCUGUGGUGUAUGCAGACAUCCGGAAAAAUUAAGAGAAGACCCAGAACAUAUCCUAAGCAAGAAACAAAUCCAAACUGGACUCUUUGCAGAAAAUGUAGCCCAAACCACAUGUGGCCUUGGAGACCCAGGCAAGGACAAGCACAUGUGUACUCAUAGAGGGAGAAAAGGAUGUGUAUAAAGGAUAUGUAUAAAUAUUCUAUUUAAUCUUCCUGUGUGAGGAGCCAGUGUUGCAUGAUGAAAAGAUGGUGUGACUCUACAUAUG